CAACUCCAACGAUCUCAUCCUUUGCAUGCUUGAAACGUAGUUACUUGAACUGAGCCACUGCCAUGACAUCUGUAACCGUCGCUGUCAUGGCUGCACCGAACGCGAACUGGUUGCAGAUUAUCAGCGACCCCGAAAAUGCGAAUCUAGACAUUGUUACAGUUCAUGGCAUGAAUGUGUUCGGUUCCGAUGGCCACUCCGAGAACACCUGGACAGAGGAAGAGUCGAGGACACACUGGCUGAAAGAUCUCCUGCCCGAAAUCCUCCCGAGAGCUAGAAUACUAGCAUACAAGUAUAACGCGAAUGUUGUAUUUAGGUCAUCAGCUGCCGGUAUAGAGGAGCAGGCCCGCAACCUACUGCAUUGCCUCCAUUCAGAGAGGAGAGGAUCACAGGCGGUCCGACCUCUUAUCUUCAUUACGCAUAGCAUGGGCGGAAUUCUCGUGAAAGAAGCCUUGGCAACUGCUUUCCACGAUAGCCAAUGCUACUCGAUGCUUUGGGUCUUCACGUAUGGCAUCGUUUUUUUUGCUGUUCCUCAUAAGGGCUCCAGGCACGCUGCGUGGGGGAGGACAGCUGCGCAAAUAGUGCAGCUAUGCACUGGACAGCCUAACGAGAGCUUCCUUGGGAGCGUUGAACAAGGCUCUAACUAUAAUAUCCAACUUAAUAAGAGAUUCGAACCUUUGCUCAACGCAUUCAAGUUCCUCAGCAUCUGUGAGACGGUGCCGGAACGCGUUGGCAUUGAGGUUGGACUUAUCGUCCAACUGGACUCCGCUAGUCUGGACCUGGAUGACUCGCAAGAAGUCAAGUUAUAUCCCAACCGUACUCACAGAACAAUAUGCAAAUUUGCUAGCAGCUCAGAACCUGAAUGGCAACAGAUUUCCGGGAUUCUGGUUCAUGCAGCUGCUUGCGCCGUUAAUUAUACCGCUUACAGUCCAACCAUAAACGUGCGCCAAAUGACAGUGAUGCAUUCGGACGGUAUAGACACACCUGCAGGUCUAUACUCUGUCUAUGAGGCACAGCUCACCAUUGAUACUGUGAAAAGGCUCUUUGACCAGCUACAUAAGGAAGAGGAUCUAAUAAGGAAUGAAGUUCGAGAAGUUGUUUCAUGGUUUUGGCCCAUUCUUGUCAUGCUUGGAUUUUUCACUGGGGGUCUUAUCUUUGUUUUUCUUCCGACUUUCUUCCUCCCGCGCGCAAGCACUAUCAUGGACAAUGCAGAACAUGCCCGGCAGUCUCAGGAACGACUUAUUGAGUUCCAAAGACAAGGUAUUGUGAGACUUGAUUCUCAGAGGGCUAGUGUGCUAGCAGCUAUUGUCGGCCUUCGGCCACUUCUUGUGCAUGGAGAGUUGCCGCCAAAUGUACUUGCACCUAGGAUGGAAGAGGAACUUUCCCAGCAAGCUUUACGAAUUCUCAGGGAUUUGGAGAGGCGGUACCGCAUGAUAUCUGAGGAAACAAGAAGGCUAAGAAGGAUUGAAGAUGGCCAGAGAGAGGCGCAAGGUAUGGACAAUCGGCAGCUCUUGGAGAUGAUCGGCAGUCGUGCACAAGAGGAGCGAGAUAUACUGGAAGCGAGGCAGGCAGCUGCGCCGAGUGAGGAUACCGAGGACGAAACUUGUUGUGUUAUACUCUGAUUUAUGGGGAUAGAAGUGUUACAACCUACCAUAGUAGCCUGAGGCUCGGGUGUCUGGCGGACAUCACAGAGAACUCUAUGGCAUGUGAUGAGGUCACAUGAAGGUCACGUGACGGAUGGCUGGAUCUGAGGAACGAUCCAUGAUCCAGGAUCGAUGGAUCUGCUAGAUGAUUAAUAGAUUACUAGUGUAUAAAGGUUCUAUAUAAUCUCCUUAUAAUUCCUAUAUCUUAGAUAGAAGUCUCG
Molecule: messenger RNA, 1861 nt
Organism: Hyaloscypha bicolor E
Lineage: Eukaryota; Fungi; Ascomycota; Leotiomycetes; Helotiales; Hyaloscyphaceae
Exons: 6
Coding region: 63-1619 (518 amino acids)
Source: RefSeq, a predicted model, not a curated record